ACUGGCCCCUCCUCAGCGUACCGGUAGUUUCCUCUUAGUUACCACUCCCUUUAGUUCUUGGUGUUGGCACCAUCCCAACCUCUACGAUUGAAUUGAAUCGAAGUGGUCAACUUUGCUAGCUAGCUAGCUAGUGGUAUUAUAGUAAAGAUACCAUACCAUGAUGUCUGCUGGUGGCACGGACCAUGGUCUACUGCAGAGCCUUCGAGACAAUAGUAUCCUCAAGUUGCAUUUGCAGUUGGAGUAUCGAAUCGAGCUGGUUCCCUUGUUGGAAGCGAUUCGGGAGAAUCACAGUGUGGAAGAAGUGAAUUUGGAAUUGCACGAUACAUUUCAACAACGAGACGAUGCCGAUGUGGUCAUUGAACAAGUCAUGGAAGUUUUCGAUGCAUUGAGUCGACUGCCUCGUCUGUGUCGAUUGUGGAUUGAUUCCGGUCAAGAACAAGCCAUGCCCUUUUUCGUCUUGUCCGUGUUGGCACUCGUGUUGGUACUACGGCAAGCACCGCAGUUGGCGCGGUUGGCACUCUUUGAUAUCGAAUUGCACGGAAAUUCUUUGGAGGAGUGGAAACAGUUGGAAUUGGCAUUGCGAGAAUGCGGGCUCCAGUUGCAAAGCUGUGGAUUGGUAGGAUGUCGAUUAGCACAAGAAACCAUGGAUUUGACAGCAAUCACCGAUACUGCAGCUAAUGAUGAUGAUGAGGAGGAUGAGGAUGGGGUAGAUUCAGAAACAACAAACACAGCAGAAGCUGGUCGCUACGUUUUAUCGAGUUUGAUGGAACAUACUAUGACCAAUCUACCCUCCCUGCAAUGGCUGGAAUGGACGGGACAAGAAGCCAAUUCUCUAGGAUGUUUGACUCCCUCCAGUCUCCACAAACUGUGUCUUUCGUCGAGUUUGACCAAAUUGACAUUGGAAUCCUUUGAAUUGCACGAUCGACAUUUGGUGGCCAUGGCAGCGGCGUUGGAAACCUCGCAGACGGUCCAAGAACUCAAAAUUGCCUGCCAUCAAAUUGGGCGAGUGGGAUGCACGGCGUUGGCCCAAAUGCUCUUUGUCAAUACCAGUCUUCAGAAUCUCACGUGGCAGCUCGAAGAGUUGGUCCGGCUUUCUAUUUCAACAACAAUCACCACAGACCAACAGCAACUAGAAAAUGAACAAGCUGAUCAGCCAGACGACAAUACAACGGAACCAGCAGCACCGCCCGAAUUGGAGGAAGAUCCCAUCUUGUUGGUCGCAUCCGCCUUGGAACGGAAUCAAACACUACAAUACUUUUCCUUGUGUGGCAAUGCCACCAUUUCCAGAGCCGGACAAGAAGCUUUUUGCAAUCUACUCGAACACAACAUGACAUUGCUCCAUUGCGAAGUCGACAUGCAUAACAACAGUGUGACGCUUCCCGAAGAACUAGUGGCACAGGCUCGGCUUUUUCUAUGGUUGAAUGAAUUGGGGAGAAAGCAACUCUUACAAGGAGAUGUCGACAAUGCUAACCAACCACAACUACCCCUGGACUUUGUCCAAGACGACCAAGACGUCGAUCCCUUUGUCGAGAAAUGGAUCAUGGCACUCUGGAAUGUACGGCACAAUGUCGAUGGGAUAUAUCAUCUUCUCUCCAUGAAUCCUACACUGUGUGAAUUGGCAGCGGCAUACGGAACACGAUCGUCUUGCACGUCGUCGCAUCGACGGCCUACGUACAGUGGAUUGACACACUUUCAAUUCAAGCAUUUUCUGUCUUAGCUAGUGAGCAAAAUAGUGAAAAAACUAGCUAGCCAUGAGAAUAUCUUGGUUGAUGAAUUCGUAGUAGAACUGUGGCGCAAGAGUCUUCUAAACCUUAGAGUCUCAAAAAGCGGAACUUGAUAUGGUUGAAUACAACCUGGUGCAGAACACGAUGAUACUCAUUACGAAUUGGAGCAAAAGAGAUUGCUGCUGAACAAGAAUACAGCAGCAUUCCGGAGUCAGCAUGGCUGAACUUUCUCAUGGUUGAAUCCAAGCUGAUGCAUGCACCCCUCAUGUUAUACCAGAUCUUUUACUAAUUUUUACACUCUCAACACAGGUCAUACAGUAGUACCUAGUUAGGCCCCUAUUUGGAUGUAUCAAGCCACUCGUAGGCAUUUCGAAUGAUCCAUUCACUGAUUUCCAUUCUCAGCUAUGUAACCAACCCAAGGCAAUGCAGCGAUUGAUGGGCUACGAGCAAGUGCUAGUAUAGGAAGCAGAAUGUGAUGCAAUGCAGGCACCCAAUGUCACAUCCAUUCCACCAAAACAUGAGCUAGUUUCAGUUCUCUGGAAACUCUUACAUACUUAAGCUGGUCCUCUUCCCUCAAAGUUGAAAUGAGGGCCACAUUCUUCUCUGAAAAGGGGAUUUCCAGUAGAUUCUUGGGUUUGAUCUGUUUAGAUGCACUGAUUCCAUCCACCUUCACUGCAACUCGGCUCUCUUCCAACCAAUCCAAGCAGACAGUGCCAAAAUUGCCAUUCAUUGUCAAACCAGAAGGACUGACAAGACCAUGGAUCAGAACCCACAAACCAGCUCCCCCUCUCCACACCAGUGCAACCUUCUCUGCCCUUCUCUGUGCGUUCAGCCAUUUCUGUAGCACAUUCCAUUGCCAUGUCAGAAUAGUCUUGGAAUAAAUCAGCAUCAGCUUCAUAAUAUUCCGAAGCAGACUUGAAAUGCACAUUAUUAGGAUUUUUUUAAAUUCAUC
Molecule: messenger RNA, 2676 nt
Organism: Seminavis robusta
Lineage: Eukaryota; Bacillariophyta; Bacillariophyceae; Naviculales; Naviculaceae
Source: the annotation of a GenBank genome assembly